Molecule: messenger RNA, 4036 nt
Organism: Pseudo-nitzschia multistriata
Lineage: Eukaryota; Bacillariophyta; Bacillariophyceae; Bacillariales; Bacillariaceae
Source: the annotation of a GenBank genome assembly
UCUUUUGCAGAGGCCCAAGUGCAUUGGCUGGGUUGGCUGUUAUCUGCAUUAUGAUACCCGUGACCAAAGCCGUAGCGAAGGUAUGCCAUUUCUGUCUGUGGUAGCACUUGCUUUCUUGUAAACUUAAGAGUCUCGUCAUUUGAUGACGGAAAUGUUGCUCAAUUUUAUUGUAUCGUUGCCUUUCGUAGAUCAUGGGUCGGUUGCAAAAAAAACUUAUGGGGAGUAAGGAUGAGCGCGUUGAUGUAAAUAGCGAAGUAUUAGGUGCGAUGAAGGUUGUCAAGCUUCAGGCUUGGGAAGGCCCCUUUAUUGAUCGCAUCAUAAAUCUGCGAGAGAAAGAACUCAAGGAUUUGCUUAUCUAUGUCUACGCAAGUUGUGUCUCUGUAAUGCUUUGGUCGGCCGUCCCAUUGGCAGUUUCGUUGUCUACUUUUGCCGCUUACGUGUGGCUAGGGAAUGAUCUUGACGUUGCGACGGCGUUAACCUCGGUUGCUCUUUUCGAAAUAUUGCGUUUCCCACUUUUUAUGCUUCCACAAAUCAUCAAUCGUAUUGUCGAGGCGGGAGUUUCAAUGAAGCGGGUCCGAUCCUUUUUGUUAUGUGACGAAUAUAAACGCGUCGGAGAAGGUGAUUUGAAGGAGGAUGGAAACGUGCGCAUGUCCACUUUGACUGCUGUUUACGAAAGUUUGAAGCCACAACUUAGAGAAGGAAGCGAAGGAGAAGACAUCACACCGAUGAAGAAAGUGGUCGCUGAAAAAAACUGGGAAAUUUCUUUGCUACAGUCGCAGCUAGAAGAGGCAGAACUGAAAAUCAAGCAACUUACUGAAAAACGCAACAAUGACGACGGAAAACAGCCGAAUGGGCAAGACACUAUGGAGGAUCCCGAAUCUGUCGCUUCUCUAUCAGCCAACAUGUUAUGCUUGAAACGUGUCAAUUUUGAGUGCAAACCUGGUGAAUUGAUCGCAGUUAUUGGAGGAGUGGGAAGUGGAAAAUCUUCGUUGCUGAAUGGUAUUUUAGGCGAACUCCGAUUUCUCUCAGGAAAGACAGAAGUGAAAGGAAACCUAGCAUUUUUUUCGCAGAAUCCUUUCAUUAUGAACGCAACAGUCAAGGCCAACAUUCUCUUCAGUCAUGCUAAUGAACCCGUAAACGAAGAAAAAUAUCAACGUGCCAUCGAAUGCUGCGCUCUGAAACAUGACUUGGAAAUGUUACCUGCUGGUGACCAAACAGAGAUUGGUGAAAAGGGAAUCACGCUAAGGUGGGUACAAGCAAACGUAUUUUGUGUGCUGUGAAUGGCCGACUGUAUCAUAUGAUUGUAACAUGCCGAAUGAUUGUAUGUGAAAAACCGAUAUCUAAUUGUUGCCGAAAUUUCUAUUUGCUCUCAGUGGAGGACAGAAAGCAAGAGUGGCCCUCGCUCGAGCGGUAUAUCAUGAUUCUGAUAUAUCUUUGAUAGAUGAUGCUCUCAGCGCUGUUGAUGCUCACGUUGCAAAACAUCUAUUUGACGAGUGUAUCACAAAAGAUCUUUUAAGUGGUGAAGGGAAACGCUUCAAGAAGAGAUCAGUCAUUCUAGCUACCAAUGCUUUACAACAUUUGAACCACCCCCGGGUUGAUAAAAUUGUUGUGCUGCGAGAAGGUCGCAUCGUAGAACAAGGGUCGUAUAAAGAACUCUCCGAAGACAGCUCCUCAGAAUUUUCUAGAUUUCUGUCUGUGAUUGACAAGACUGGUGUAAAGCCUUCCGUGGUAGAAAAGACUAUCGAAGAGAUCGAAGAUGAUAUCGUCGGACUUCCUGGUGAUAUUGUCGCUAGUGUGCGAAAGUCGGAAAGGAGUGAAAGUUCUAAGAAAGACAAGUCAACGUUGAUGACCAUUGAAGAGCGAUCUACGGGUCGCGUCGGAAUCGAUGUGUAAGUUAUUUUUGUGAACAUUUCAUAUUUUAUCAGAAAUGUCUGAUUUAAUUUUUCGCCUUAACUUUUUGGCCUUCAGCUAUUUCUAUUGGGCACGGGCUGCGGGAGGCAUAUGGGUUCCACUUGCUAUUGUUCUUGCAUUCGCUGCCGUUGAGUGUAUUGGCGUUCUUUCGAAAUGGUGGCUGACAUAUUGGAGUACACACGGGGCCGAACACGAUCAGAUGUAUUUCUUAGGUAUUUAUGGCGUCAUUAACUUGGCCAAUAUCGUUGGUAUUUUUCUGAGACUCAUGUUUGUCAUGAUGACUGGAUUGCGUGCUUCUAGGAAGGUGAGUGAAUGGCAAGGUUUUCUCCGCUUUACUUCCUUGUAACUUUGUAUCAAUUGUACUAAACUAACUCGUUCUCAACUUAUUUUCUUUCCUCGAAUCCUCUCAUAUAGAUCUAUUUGGGAUUACUCCAAGUUAUCAUGCAUGCUCCCAUGUCCUUUUUUGACACAACACCCGUCGGUCGAAUCAUCAAUCGAUUUAGCCAAGACAUGUACACAAUCGAUAGUAACCUCGUGACUUCCAUGAGAAGUUACAUUAGUACGCUUUUAAGCGUUGUGAGCGCCCUUGUUGUGAACACAGGUGUUUCACCAGCCUUCACAAUCAGUAUUAUUCCAUUGAUAUUUUACUACGCAGCGCAACAGAGGUUCUUUACGGUAAGCACUACAAUUGCACAAUGAUUUGCUCUUUUUGUAACCGUUCAUCUAAUAUCCACGACUUGCAACUUUCAACAGAUGACGUAUCGAGAAUUGAAACGUCUCGAUUCUGUAAGCAGGAGCCCAAUUUAUGCGUUAUUGGGAGAGACUAUAGAUGGAGUAGCAACAAUUAGGGCGCACGAUGGAGAGGAAUCUCUUAUGCGACGACUCCAGAAAAUGCUUGAUGUUCAGCAAAAUGCUUAUUACUUGCUCUGCGUGGCACAGUGCUGGCUUGCCAUUCGGCUUGAACUUGUCGGGACUCUGGUAAUUACACUUGCUUGCUUGUUUCCGGUCUGGCACCACGCAUUUUAUGGAGCCGAUCCCAAUUUCGCUGGUUUGGCCGGACUUGCCAUUUCGUAUGCCCUGUCUAUUACACAGGCACUGAAUUGGUCGGUAAGGAUGGCGAGUGAUCUGGAAGCAAGCAUGGUCUCUGUAGAGAGAGUCCGUUCGUAUUGUAAGGUCGAAACCGAAGCAUCGCUUGAUGUUGGUGGAGAUAAGCAACUUCCCGAGUCGUGGCCUUCGGGGGGCAGCAUUGUAUUUGACAAUGCGUCGCUGCGCUAUCGUCCAGGCCUCCCACGAGUCUUGAAAGGAUUGGACAUUGAGUUCCCAAAACGCAGCAAAAUUGGGGUCGUUGGACGAACAGGUGCCGGGAAGUCAACUCUUAUGGUUUCUCUUCUGCGCAUUGUAGAACUGGACGCGGGAAAGAUCUUUAUCGAUGGUCAUGAUACCCGAAACAUCGGCCUCACUAAACUAAGGUCGAAUAUUGCUGUCAUUCCACAGGAUCCCGUGCUAUUCUCUGGUACCAUCCGAAGUAAUUUAGAUCCAUUUGGCGACUUUCCGGAUGACGAGAUCUUCACCGUGCUGACUCGAGUAGGCUUGUUUACAGAUAUCAGGGGGUCUACUUCCACCCAGAGUUUGUCGUCUCUGGGGCUCAGCCAGGUCAAUUCGUUAAAUGACAGCGUGAAGGAGGGUGGAUCAAAUUUCUCUGUCGGGCAGCGACAACUCCUAGUGAUUGCCCGGGCCUUGCUUUCCGGUGCAUCUAUUGUCAUCAUGGACGAAGCCACCGCUGCGGUCGAUGCUGACACGGACGCGAGGAUUCAAAAGGUGAUGCGUUCCGAGUUUGCCGAUGCCACCUGCAUCACGAUCGCUCAUCGCAUCAACACCAUCAUGGAUUCCGAUUUCAUCCUGGUCAUGGACAAGGGCCAGGCCGCCGAAUUUGACACGCCUAAAAAUCUGAUUGCGAAGGGAGGAAUGUUCCGUGAUCUCGUGCAAGCGGCCUCGCACAAAAAUUAAGCACACCACAAGUUGAAAGGAGACGAUGCUAUCGUUGGGCGAUCAAAUCCUGUACAGCCAAGAUAUUUCGCCUAUCGUAGAAAGAGAACACGAUCUUAAGUAAACUGUUUUGCCUUAU